GGAAAGCCCAUUAAACUACAUAAGGCUCAGUGGAGUAUCCAGAGGGUAAGAAACCAACAUAAAAUAGAUGAUUAAACACUAAUGUAUUGAAACCUCGGAAUAUUCUCAAUGACCAUUUAAAAAUUAAUUUAUGAUAUUUAAAGUCAAAUAUCCCAAGCUACAAAAUCAACAACUUACCUUUCCCCUAUAUAUAAUCCCCAUUUGCAACCAUCUCCAAGAACUUCUAUCUAAACUCACCAACUCGUCAGACAUGUACACUUCAACUUCCACAUCAGCUGAAACAUUCCCAGGAUUUCUUGGGGAAUUUUACUCUAGAAGAUUGCUAUUACACACCCCUAUUUACCAAUCACCAACCACAGUAGCUCCCCCAUCCCCUGGAAACAACCAUGACCCAGCAGAACCUUACACACGUGAUAACACUUUCGAUGCCAAUGUUGUUAUGGUCCUGUCAGUCCUUUUGUGCGCCCUAAUUUGCUCUCUGGGAUUAAAUUCUAUCAUUAGGUGUGCAUUAAGAUGCUCAAAUCUAGUAUCGUCUGAUCCUGGGAGCAACCCUUCAGCUCGGUUGGCCAACACAGGAGUUAAGCGAAAAGCCUUGAAGACAUUUCCCUCAGUAAUAUACUCAACUGAGCUGAAGUUGCCUGGCUUGGACAGUGAGUGUGUCAUAUGUCUCUCAGAGUUCACACCAGGUGAUCGAGUAAGGCUUUUGCCAAAGUGCAACCAUGGGUUUCAUGUCCGCUGCAUUGACAAAUGGCUUAGCUCCCACUCAUCCUGCCCCACAUGCAGACAUUGCUUGAUCGAGACAUGUCAAAAGAUUGUUGGUUGCAGCCAGACCAGCUCAUCAGAACCUUCAUCACUAGUGCAAGAAAGCAGCAUCACCAUAGCAGCACUAGAACCUGAAGGUUUGAUGCGUAAUUAUAGGGUAAAUGGCUAAUUAGCUAAAUCCAUGUAUUUUGUGUAGAUAGCAUGGCAUGUUAGCUUGAUCCUGAUGGCUAUGCCUUCAAGGUUAGCACUAGAAGGCAUUGAUCAGUUCAUGUUACUGAUCAAAUGCCACCAUGCCAUUCACUAGUGUUAGUUGUAAAUUUCGUAGCAGUAACUUGUUUCAUUCUUUUACCAUCAAUGUGUAAAAAAAUAUUAAAAUGGGAACAAAAAUGAAACUUUAAUGUUUACCCAGCUGAAGCAAGUCAAAAGUUCAGGAUGGCUGAGUAACAGAAUACUAAGAACAGAAACAAAGUAUAAACCAUCCAUUUGUUGAAGUGGUGGGCCAAUCAAUAUAGUCCACUAACAAAUCUUUUAUAGUUUAUAAAUUAUAUGCAAAGAAAUCACCAACUUUUAAUAAUAGUGCUUUCUGCACCAACUUCAUCAGCAAUAUAAAAAUUGAAAUCAGCAUUACAAAAAUAAAAAGCUAGAAAUCUGUGUCAAAAAAAAACAUAAUAUGAAAAUAAUAUAGCAAACAAGACUAUCAGCACCACAACUAUUAUUAAUUUUACUUCCGCAGUCCAAAAAAUUUAUCCUGUACAUAUAAUAGGGAAAUUGCAUCAUUUCUAAUGUUGUUAAGUGUUAACAAACGUUGAAAAUAUUAUUGUGAGACAAAGAAAUGUGCUCUUGACCAGAAAUCAUAAAUCAUAAUAUGUAAAAAAAAUUCAGUCCAAUCAAUAGAAAUAAAAGUCAAGACCAAUGGAAGCUGAGAGUGAACCCACUACAUAAUUUCAUAUCCAAUGAAGUUUACUAUCAGGGUCUUUAGUUUCAUAGUACUAACAUUGAGAAUCUCGUAGCGGACACUGACUAAUCACACCAGACCGGCAGCUGAAAUUUCAUUUGCUAAAACUUCGUGUUUGCUCGUCAUAGUUGCAAGAUGUGGGCCACUUGAUGGGAAGGCAGAGCAUUAGCUCUAAAGUGUAUUUUGCUAGUAAUGCCAUGAUGACUGUGAGUCUGAGGGUGGC
This is a messenger RNA of Tripterygium wilfordii, 1940 nucleotides long. Its product is annotated as RING-H2 finger protein ATL78-like. Gene Ontology annotation, molecular function: transferase activity. Bases 131 to 931 code for a protein of 266 amino acids. The record is from RefSeq and is a predicted model, not a curated record. Lineage: Eukaryota; Viridiplantae; Streptophyta; Magnoliopsida; Celastrales; Celastraceae. The transcript has a single exon. Gene Ontology annotation, biological process: protein ubiquitination.